Messenger RNA from Caenorhabditis elegans, 1014 nucleotides. It is a transcript of the gene F42G4.5, whose product is annotated as NR LBD domain-containing protein. Bases 64 to 891 code for a protein of 275 amino acids. The record is from RefSeq and is marked reviewed. NCBI's taxonomy places the organism in Eukaryota, Metazoa, Nematoda, Chromadorea, Rhabditida, Rhabditidae. The transcript is spliced from 5 exons.
AAGUUUCAGAUAUUCAAAUUCCUGAUUCCGAGGAAAUCCCCCAAUUCGAGACCCUAUACAUCCAUGAUUUUUGGCAAGAAAAGUUCGAUAGGAAACGUAUUCUACGACGUACAGUGUGUGGAGCAAGAGAAGAAAAAGAGCAACUCGAUCCUUCGCCAGCUCUCUCAACUUUCGAGGCGGUCCAUAGAAAGCCUAUCGUCAACACUUUCGUCGCCACGUACACCGAGCCCAAGAGCCACUUUUUCGGAUUAUCCGAAUCCAUGUGAACUCAUCCUACUCUCUGCUCUCCAGGCUCACAUAAUAUCGGGAGACGACAUGCGAAAUUGCUCCACUGAAAUUCAGGCCCUGACGCUUUGUGAAAAGCAGAAGCUUAUCAACUUUUUCAAACCAGAAGGCGACGCUUCUGGAAUUAUUGAGAACAACGCUUUCAAGGCCUUCAACUGCUCGAAUCUCUCAUCAGACCUUCUCAAGGAAGACGGCUCCGAGCUCUUGGAGCAACUUUGGCUGAAGCUUAACAGUCUCGUCAUCCCAUCCCUGCAAUCAAUGUGCUUUCCACUCAUCGAAAUCGACACGUCAUUUGAUGUUCAGACCCUCAUAUUGACUGCCUUCCGCGACAGAGUUCUCGCAAAGCUUCUGCAAGAUGCUGAUCGAGAAUUCCCGCAAUUAAAAUCAAUUUUGCUGACGAUAUUGGUGGAGACGGAGGACAUACCGACUUCAUUGAGAACUAAAAUUGACAUUUGCCUUGGGAAAAGCCCUUCAACGUCCAAACCCCGCUACCAAAAGAAGAUCCGUUCGAAGACCGAUUCCUGCUUGUCAAGUAAACGAAAAUCCGUAUCCUGGAUGGACGAUAUGCAGGACAACUCCCGCAAAUCUUCAACAUUCUGUGCAUAGUUAUAGAUAGCUUUACUUUUUUUUAAAACUGCAUAAUUUGUAUAAUUGGGUCAUUUUUCUAGGUUGGUCAUUUUUCUAAAUGUGUGUAUAAAUAUGAGAAAAUAAAUAUGUAUGUUUCAAAAU